Molecule: messenger RNA, 3665 nt
Organism: Tupaia belangeri chinensis (Chinese tree shrew)
Lineage: Eukaryota; Metazoa; Chordata; Mammalia; Scandentia; Tupaiidae
Gene: SRPX2
Product: sushi repeat containing protein X-linked 2
Biological process (GO): positive regulation of synapse assembly; positive regulation of cell migration involved in sprouting angiogenesis; cell-cell adhesion
Molecular function (GO): signaling receptor binding
Source: RefSeq, a predicted model, not a curated record
GGAGAAAGGAGGAAAGAGAAGAGAGCACAAAACCAUAAAAAGAUCCUGUGUCUCUGUUCCCCCUCACUUUUGGAAGUUCACUGAUAGCUGACUUCUGAAAGUAAUUUUUCUUUGCCCUGGUACUUCUAGCCACAUACUUCUAUCCUUGUUUCCCUAACCCCCCUUUUUCAAGGAUGGCCAGUCAACUAACUCAAAGAGGAGUUCUUUGUCUGCUGCUUUUCCUAACUCCAGCAGUGACACCAACAUGGUAUGCAGGUUCAGGCUACUAUCCAGAUGAAAGCUACAAUGAAGUAUAUGCAGAAGAGGACACACGUGCUCCCACCCUAGACUACCGAGUCCCCCGAUGGUGUUACACAUUAAAUAUCCACGAUGGAGAAGCCACAUGCUACUCACCGAGGGGAGGAAAUUAUCACAGCAGCCUGGGCACACGUUGUGAGCUCUCCUGUGACCGGGGCUUUCGACUGAUUGGUCGGAAGUCGGUGCAAUGCCUGCCAAGCCGACAUUGGUCUGGAACUGCCUACUGCAGGCAGGUAAGAUGCCAUGCACUGCCGCUCAUCACUAGUGGCACCUAUACAUGCACAAAUGGGGUGCUUCUUGACUCCCGCUGUGACUACAGCUGUUAGCUAGAGGGUGACCGCAGCCGAAUCUGCAUGGAAGAUGGGCGAUGGAGUGGAGGCGAGCCUGUAUGUGUAGACAUAGAUCCCCCCAAGAUCCGUUGUCCCCACUCACGUGAGAAGAUGGCAGAGCCAGAGAAACUGACUGCUCGAGUAUACUGGGACCCACCCUUGGUGAAAGAUUCUGCUGAUGGUACCAUCACCAGAGUGACACUUCGGGGACCUGAGCCUGGCUCUCAUUUUCCAGAAGGAGAGCAUGUGAUUCGUUACACUGCGUAUGACCGAGCCUACAACCGGGCCAGCUGCAAGUUCAUUGUUAAAGUACAAGUGAGACGCUGCCCAAUUCUGAAACCACCACAGCAUGGCUACCUCACCUGCACCUCAGAGGGGAACAACUAUGGUGCCACCUGUGAAUACCACUGUGAUGGUGGUUAUGAGCGCCAGGGGACCCCCUCUAGGGUCUGCCAAUCCAGCCGCCAGUGGUCAGGAUCACCACCUAUCUGUGCUCCUAUGAAGAUCAAUGUCAAUGUCAACUCGGCUGCUGGCCUUCUGGAUCAGUUCUAUGAGAAACAGCGACUCCUCAUCAUCUCAUCUCCUGAUCCUUCAAACCGAUAUUAUAAAAUGCAGCUCUCUAUGCUACAGCAAUCUACCUGUGGACUGGUCCUGCGGCAUGUGACCAUCAUCGAGCUGGUGGGACAGCCACCUCAGGAGGUGGGGCGCAUCCGGGAGCAACAGCUGUCAGCCAACAUCAUCGAGGAGCUCAGGCAAUUCCAGCGCCUCACUCGCUCCUACUUCAACAUGGUGUUAAUUGACAAGCAGGGAAUUGACCGGGAACGCUAUAUGGAGCCUGUCACCCCUGAAGAAAUCUUCACAUUCAUUGAUGACUACCUACUAAGCAACCAGGAGUUGACUCAGCGCCGGGAACAAAGGGACAUAUGUGACUGAAUUUGAGCUAGGGCAUGGUAGAGGUCAAGGAAAAAGGCCUCCUCAUUAGCUGAAACUGGAGCCUAAUGAAAGGAAGAAACGAUUCCCCGUAUUUCUAGAGACAGGGCUUUGAGGUGGAUGAGGUUCUUCAAUCCUGAGACACUACUACCAGGUGUCUUUGUAGGUUUCUGAAGUACUAUUUCUAAGCAAGUUUCUGCUUUAGGUAGCUCUGGAAGAUCAUAAAAGGUAAGGACUGAGGACAGGCCCUAGGCAGUGGAUUAGGGAUAGAAGGUCUUCCUUUCCUAACCUUGGCCUCUGCACUGCUCUCCAAAGUCUUCAAGGAAAGUAAAUCCUAAACUCAUUCAUUCUCUAACUGGCUGCGUUACAUGGUUCCACUAUCCUGAAGUGACAGCAGAGGGCAGCACCAUCUCAACAGAUUAAAUAAGACAUUUUAGGCAAUGGAAACUGGAUUUUCCUUGAAGUUAACUAUAACACAGGGAGGGUUGGGCUACAAAUAUUCUUAAACUUGCUUGUCAUUUCUCCUAGGGCAUUGGGGCACAAAUGUUACAUGAACCAUGGCUUCGUCUAAGAGUUAGACUGCAACAUCAGGGAACUUGGGGAAAAAAAAAAAAAAGUCCAAGAAGAAAGAAGUAUGCUUUCCCUUGGCCCCUCUAGCUGGCUCAUGUGCAAGAACCCCUUCUUACUAAGUCCUCUAGGUCCCAUAGUGAAAGGCAGACAGUGCUGUCCCUUGCCCAUGAUUUAAGAAACCUUAAGACCACUGCUGCAGGUAUAAAGAAAAGGGAGACAGACUCGGCCUCAUGUGCUAAUGUCCGCAGAUACGCACUUUUCAGAGAUGAGCACAGAGUAAGAACCAGGCCUAUGUAAAUCUGAGGUCAGGCUACUUAAGGUGGAGCCACACACAGGUCCCUGUUCUGACUUCGGUCCCACCCACUGGUGCAUCAGUGUUUAAAAUAAAUGAGUUCUUCCCCUUGCUGCCAAGAACCUUCUUCUAAAAACUCAUGAAACCCAGGGUCAUAGUUAAGACUCAGCAGCCUUUUUCCUUCAGCUUUACCCAGGAGGUCAUCAGUAGAAAACUAGAAGGGAGAAGGCUAGAUAAGAAGCAGAGUUCUUGAUGCUCGAGCUUGUUCUGUGUGCCAGGUGUCGUUCUAAAGACUUAGACUGACAACAUGGCUUCACUAGAACCCUACAAGGUAGGUACUUAUCAGCCUAGUCCCAUUUUACAGAUGAGAGAAUUGAAGCUCAGCAAGGUUAGGCAAUUUGCUUAAAAUCAGACAGCAAAUAAGUGAAAGAGUCAUUUAAAUGCCAGCAGCCUGGCUCCAGGGGAAGACAUUAUGCCUUACUACCUCUACUUCUUCUCUACUUUCCAUUUAAAGAUGGCUAAAAGUCCUAAGCAAAGAGAAAGAUCUAUCUCCUAUAAUCUUACUCAGACACAAGACUCAGUGGGAGCCCAGGAGGAAAGAGGAAAACAAAAGUUUUCAUCCCAAGAAAAUUCACUCUUUAAAGCAGAGUGAUGGGACAUAAAUCAUGAGUCUAGAGCAUAUAGGUAUAGCAAUGAGUCAAACAGAGCCUGUUUCCACUGGGGGAUUACUGAAAAUCUCAUUUUUAAUGCAUGAAAUAAACAAUUAGGCAGUUUCCAGGUGGGAUGGGACAUGAAGGAAAUGAUCAAACUUGGAGCAAAACGGUCCUCUUUCUCCCUCCUCCUUCCAGGAAAAUACAGGCGCUAUAAGGGGCAGGCAGCAACUUAUGGGCAGAAGACAAAAUACAAUGAUUUUAUGUGGGAAAUCUCUGGCCAGACAAGGUCUGCAGUUCCAAAGGCAAAGACUGCACACCAAGAAAGAUGAAUGCCCUUCCUUAUCUUUAUCAUACUAACUCAUCAAGUGGCAAGCCAAGACAUGCUAGCAGGUCAAAGGUCCAAAAAUAACAUUGAGGAGGCCCUCUACCCUCUGAGUAGCGUUCCCACCUGGGCCUAACACUUCCAUAUAAGUGCUCUCUUCUAUCUUAAAACAACUGAGGAACAUUGUUUUAUCUUGAGUAGUCAUGGCAAAUUGAUAUUGCUUUAUGUAGGUAAAGUUCUUUUUUAUUUAUUUUUUUUUUUUUGAGAGGUGU